Molecule: messenger RNA, 996 nt
Organism: Suillus subaureus
Lineage: Eukaryota; Fungi; Basidiomycota; Agaricomycetes; Boletales; Suillaceae
Product: interferon-inducible GTPase-domain-containing protein
Exons: 2
Coding region: 1-996 (331 amino acids)
Cellular component (GO): membrane
Molecular function (GO): GTP binding
Source: RefSeq, a predicted model, not a curated record
AUGGCGAUGGUCCAGGCCGAACGUGCCGCCAACGAAGCUCGCUUAACGGCGGAAGCCGCUGCUCGUACUUCCAGCGAAGAAGCAAAACAGAGAGCAGCGGAAGCAGAGGAGGCGCGUAAGCGAACCGCAGCUGUCCAAGAACAAGCCGUGAAGGACGCCCAGGCCGCCCAGGAGCAGGCCAGGAAACUACAGGAGGCUGCCAAUGAGGAGAAGAGGAAGGCGACUGCCGCCCAGGAGGCGGCCAACGCGUCGAAGAAAGUAGCAGAGGAGGAAGUAAGGGUGGCUAAUGCCGCCAAGAAGGAGGCUGAACGCAAGUUGAAAGAAGGUAUUCAACCUGUGGUGACUCCCACACCUGAAGAAGUUAGCGCUGCCAAGCGGAAAGUUCAAUAUCGCGAGGACCUUUUCCACUUCGCAGUAGCUGGAGUGGCAGGAGGAGGGAAAUCAUCUCUCAUCAAUGCCUUCCGCGGCUUGCGCAAUAAAGAUAUCGGAUCUGCCGCGACUGGCGUCACCGAGACAACGCUGGCCAUGGCCAGAUACGCCAGCCCCAAUGCGGAAUACCCAUAUGUCUGGUAUGACAUUCCGGGCGCAGGCACGCUCAAAAUCCCAGAUUGGCAGUACUUCAACGCCCAAGGACUUUACGUCUUUGACUGCAUCAUCGUCCUGUUCGACAAUCGCUUCACCAUGACCGACAUCGCCAUCCUCACCAACUGCAGGCGUUUCAAUAUCCCCACAUAUAUCGUGCGUUCUAAGGCGGAUCAGCACAUCCGCAACAUCAUGAAGGAUAUGGGAUACGACAGCGAUGACGAUGAGAGCGAGGACCAGAAGAAGAAGCUUUACCAGGCUGCACGGCAGCAAUUCAUUCAGCAGACCCGCCAGAGCGAAAAGCGACCGAAGAAGGUGAUCGACGAGAUAGAGUUGUUGAACGACUUGAUCGGAGAAGCCCAGACCAGGCGAGCGCGCCGUGAUGCUGAAGGGGCGACCACGAAGGAGAAGUAG